AUGCGCAUUGCGUUCACUUCCUUUGCGCGUGUGCGCCAGUUUGCUUCGGUUUUAGCAGCAGGGAAUUUGGCAGUUUACCGAAACAUUAUGGAAUUACCUCAUUCUCAUGAUGGCAAGAAACAUGUACCGAUUCCUUCGGGGAAGUAUGUUGUUGGCUGCACCGACAUAAUGACUGGUGGACCCAGCAAGGAAGAUGGUUGCUUUCUUCGAGUAUACUAUCCUAGUCAAAUAAAAGAUGUAUAUGAACAUUCUUCCCGUUGGGCAAGCUGGCUCCCCCACCAAAAAUACGUAGAAGGUUACACCAUAGUACUAGGAAUGAUUCCUUUCUUUGGCAAGAAGCUGAUAUCCUGGGCCUUUGGAAAUUCAUACAUCCCUGUAGUGGUAGAUGCUGAGCUAUGCAAUGAACAAAGAUUUCCUGUGAUUGUAUUUUCUCAUGGUCUUACUGCGUGCCGUACUGCCUACUCAACUUUCUGCUCAGACAUAUCAUCCCAUGGGUUUAUAGUGGCAGCUAUUGAACACAGGGAUGGCUCCGCUUGCAUGACUUAUAGUCUCGAAACGGAACAAAAUAGUAAAGGAGGUUUAGUCGAAAGCUGGAUCCCGUACAAACCCAUGCAAUUUGAAAAAGACGAUAUGCCAUUCAGACAAGAACAAUUGGAAAUUCGUACUCGUGAAUGUAGUCAAACUCUAGAUUUACUUCUUAAGCUCAACGACGGUGCUGAUAUCAAACAUGUUCUCCAAGCCACGGUGGAUCUGGGAAUGUUCAAAGGAGUGAUGGACUUGAGCAUGACUGUGAUUGCAGGCCAUUCUUUCGGCUCUGCAACGCUGUUACGCACAUUGGCCGCUGACAAACGCUUCAAAAUCGGAAUGGCCAUGGACGCCUGGAUGUGGCCUCUCAAAGACGAAAUCGAAUUGGCUAAAAGUGUCGAACAACCACUUUUGUUUAUCAACAUGGAAGCUUUUCAGACUGCCCCCAAUUUGAAAGCCAUGAAACGUUUUACGGUCGAUGCGGAUCACACUGAGCGACGCGUUGUCACUUUAAAGGGAAGCGUCCACAAAAACCAAGUCGACUUACCAUUUUUAUUGCCGUUGUACCUCCGGCGAUUGACUGGAUCUCACUCGGUCAUCGAUCCCCUGGUGGCCAUGGAAUUGAACAACCGCCUCACGCUGCUCUACCUUAGUAAACAUUUGGGCCAUCCGGUGGAUGAAGAUCAUUCGAAACUGGUGGAAAAGCACGCCGAAUGGUACUACGAAGGAAUUCCCUAGUCAAAUCACUCUCGGAGCCUCUGCAGCGACAUUGCUGUACACAGCGAAGCUUCUUUCUUACCUAGAUUAGAUGAAAAAUUGUUUUUUUUUUUCUCCUUCUGUCUUACAAUACUGGAAUGGCUUUUACAACUCA
Molecule: messenger RNA, 1396 nt
Organism: Daphnia pulex (common water flea)
Lineage: Eukaryota; Metazoa; Arthropoda; Branchiopoda; Diplostraca; Daphniidae
Product: platelet-activating factor acetylhydrolase-like
Exons: 9
Coding region: 1-1263 (420 amino acids)
Molecular function (GO): 1-alkyl-2-acetylglycerophosphocholine esterase activity
Source: RefSeq, a predicted model, not a curated record